AGGAUGUUAGUUUGUCAAGGGUAUGAACAAAAUGGCGUACGCUAGAAUGAUUAUUUGUGUUUGAUGUUUGUUUACUAAUAAAACAAUAUUAUGGGUGAUAUAAAUAAUGAUUUGAAUAAUUUGAAAAUUGAUACCCCAAUUUUCAAAGAUGUGAGUUUUUACCUAUGCGGAAACGUCGGGCCACAGAUUGAAGAACUUUUAUGUAAACAUGGGGCUAAGAAGAUCCAGUAUAUCUCUGAUUUUGUUACACAUUACGUAUUCGGCGAUGAUGUUGCUGAUACGAACAUAUUUGAUGCUGAAGACACAUAUGAUUUGACUGCAGUUCAUGCUACUUGGGUUAAAUCCUGUGUUAGCUUAAACAAAUUAGUCAGCACAAAGCCCUAUAAAAGAUAUAAGAAUAAACUUUUUGCUUCACUUGUAUUCUGUAUUGCCCAAGUUUCAAAAAAAGAUCUUAAUGCUUUAUGGAGUCUUAUAACUUUUUAUGGAGGCAAGGUAAAACUGAAUUUGGAUUCAAAAUGCACUCAUUUAAUAUGUGGGGCUCCGAAAGGAGCCCGCUAUACAACGGCAAUGAGUUUAAAUUCAGAAAAAUUAAAUGUCAUCACUCCAGACUGGAUUAUAGAUAGUAUUAAUGUAAACUCGUUAUGUUCAACAAGUAUUUACCACCCUAGAUUAUUAAUAAUGGAUAAUGGUACUACUAAAAAUGAUACAAAGAAUAGUCUUAGGAGCAUUACAGGUUUUGAUUUUGAGGAAAGCAUAGCUAAAACUGAAGUUCCAACACAAGGCCCAAAAGAAACUGAGCAAUCAAAAGAUGGUUUUGAUAAUUCCAGACAAAAGUUACCUUGGAAUGUUUCUGAACCUUUACAGUCUGUACCAUCACAGUCCCCAUUAAUUAAAUCUCCAACUUCUCAAGGUUUUACUGUAAUAAAUUCUCAGGCAAAUGUAGCUUUAAAUAAUAAUGCAAAUGUUAAAUUUUCACAACCCAAUGUAAAUAAUCAACAUCAACGUUUGCAGCAGCAACAAAUUCACAAUAGUCAACCUAUGUUAGCAAAUCAGCAAUCUAUGGCAAAACAAAAUUUAAAUCAACAAAAGAUACAAUCGAUGCAGAGCAGUCCAAUGCAUAAUCAACAGAAUGAUGAAGCUGAUUGGAAGACAAAAGUUGCAUCGCAGAAUAUGAAUAACAAAGUUAUGAGCACAGCACAACAAAUUAUUGUUAGUACUGGGCAGAAUCAGCUUCAAAUAAAUAAUAUGCAACAAAUGCAUCAGAAACUAGAAUUAAAUAUUAAUAUUGGCAAUCAAAUGGCAGUUACACAGUCUGGUGGACAGAUAAUUACUCAAAAUGUAACACAAGCCGGUUUAAAUCAGCAACAAAAUCUUGUGGGAAACCAGCAAAUUAUAAAUAAGCAACAGCAACUGUCUAACCAACAAUUAGCUAAUCAACAUCUCAUCAAUAAUUCCCAACUCAAUCAAAAUUUAAAUUUAAAUAACCAACAAAUAAACGAUAUGCAAAAUCAACAAAUGCUAAUACAGCAACAAAAUAAAGUUAUGAAUAACCAGUUGCAAAUAAAUAAUCAACAAAUACAAUUAUCACAGCAUAAUAGUAUACAUCAAAUAAAUAAUCAACAUAUCAUCACAACGAGUCAACAACCUAAUCAACAAUUAAAUUCCAGUCCAAUAAACCAACAGCAAACAAUCAAUCAGCAACAAAUAAUAAAUCAGCAACAACAGCCACAACAAAUCUUCAAAUCACAAACAACUAUACAAAACCAACAACUAAUUAAUCAGCAAGGAAUGCAAAAUCCACAACUAAUCAAUAUGCAGCAAAAUCAACAAAUAAUUAACCAACAGAUGUUAAAUCCAAAUUCAUUAAUAAAUAAUCAAAGAGUUGAAUCCCAAGUCUUAAAUCAACAAAAUAUUCAGAUAUUAGGGCAGCAGCAACAAAACGUACAGAAUCAGCAAAUGCUGCAGCAACAGAAUCAGCAAGUAAUAAACCAACAGCAGAACCCACAAGUUUGGCAACAUCAACAACAAUAUGCAGUCACCAAUGUUCAACAACAGCAGCAACAACAACGCCAGGCUGCUCCACGCGCUAUGUGGCAACAGCAAGUUAGUCAACCUGGUCAACCGCAGAGGCAACUAAUUCACUUGGAUGCUCACACUCAUGCGCAACUUCAACAGAUGGAUCCCCAGCAGAGGGCGCAAUUUGUGGCACAUCUUCAGAAACAACAGAGAGCAUUGAUGCAGAAACAGCAGCAGCAACAGCAAGCGGCAGGGUUGGUACAGCGACCUGUUGUACCACCAAGACCCGGACAAAUUGCUGUUAUUAGAAGCCAGGUGCCUGCAGGAUUGACGCCUCAACAACAGAUACAAUGGGUUCAGCAACAACAGCAACAGGGUGUUGUCAGGCCUGCACAGCAAGUAGCAGGCGGUGUUGUUGCAGGUGGUGCUCCAGGAUUAAGUCCUAUUUCACAACAGCAACAACCUCCAGCUGCAUUUACAAUGGAUCAGAAUGCAGCAAACCAACAACACAUACAGCAAUUGCAAAUUCAACGCCAACAACAAUAUCACCGCCUAAAGCAACUUCAAAUGCAGAGAGAACAAGCGCAGAAACAAGCAAAUGCUGGGAUGCCGAUGGUUGCUAACAAUAUGCUUCGUGGUCAACCAGCAGCAACAGUUCAAGGAUUUGUAGGCGACGCAGAAACUCCUGCUCCUCCAGUAGUUGUAGCAGUUGAUCAGCAGCAAAAUCAGCCCCAACCACCAACUCAAGCCGUAGUAGUAAACAGCAAGACGAAAACUGCGCUCGCCAAUAUGUUGAGUAAUCGUUUGAGUGGCUGCAACGCUGUUGUUGUACCGGGCGCUGAUCAGGAGCCAUCGGCUGCAGGCACCUUGAGAAUGAUGACUGCACAACAUAAUGCAUCAUUGAAUGCACCAGUUGCACCACGCACACAGCAAGAACUCCUUGUUUUACAGCAGCAAAGAAGAGGGGGAAUGGGUGUUGCUGCACCAGUAGCAAUGCCGGUGGCUGGAGGAGCAGGUCAAGUGGCUGUUAUGCCAGGUGGAGGGGCUGCAGGCCAGGUAACAGUUAUGCCCGGCGCAGCAGGAGUACUUGCACAAACAAAUGGAACAGCUUUAAAACCUGGUAUGGUUUUUACUAAUGGGAGACUGCAAGUGCAACCAGCCAGACCUCAGUUUUAUGGACACAAUCCUAAUUUAAAAUUGCCACCUGAUUUGUUUUUGUUGGGUUGCAUAUUUCUGAUUGUUGAAUAUGAUGAAGAGUCUCCUGAUAAAGUUGCUAUGUGGAAAAAACUAAUAGCAAAACAUGGAGGAGAAGUCGAACCUUCUUACUGUGCCAGAGUUACCCAUUUGUUAUGUAAAACUCAGAGGCAUGGCCUUGUUAUGCAGGCAAUACGGGAUGUGAAACGAUGUGUAACAGCUCACUGGCUUAAUGACACUAUGGUAAAGCGUCAAGUCCUACCACCGUGGCAAGCAAUACAUUUUCCUGCAUUUGGAACUCAGAGACCUGCCUACAAACACAUUAUAUCCUAUUCUGGAUUUGAAGGAGAAGAGAGGACUAGAGUGCAAAGCAUGAUCGAAGAGAUUGGAGCUAAGUUUACUGGUUACUUGAGCAAGCAUAAUACUGUAUUGGUUUGUAAACGUGCUGAAGGAUUAAAAUAUAAAUAUGCACGUGAUCGAGGAAUAAAUGUUGUUAAUGUUGCCUGGCUGAGUGACAUACUUUUAGGAAAUUUAGAUGUUUUGAAGCAGUUUGAUGCCCAGAAGUAUCAACAAUAUAAUUUACCAAAUCCAUUCAGAAUUGAUUAUUCAUUGGUGCCUCAUCUCAUGGGAGGCUGGAAAUCACCAAUAAACAUCACCCAAGAAUCUCAUGAGCGUGUCAAACGCAGUUUAAGCCCUCAUAGUGGCACACCUCGAGCCAAAAAGCCACGUUCCCCACCAAAUACACCAAAACAAGAAAUAGAGGAUGCAACCAUCCAAGUUACUUCCAAGAAUCCUCCAUCAGCGGAGGAUGCGCCACGUGUUCUGUUUUCCAUGAUUGGUGAUAAUUUGUCAAAUUAUGUAAAAAUUGUCAAGCAGCUUGGUGGAUAUGUUGUUGAUACUCCAUCAGAAGCUACACAUCUGGUUUUAUGUCGUCCAAAUAGGACUCGCAAGCUACUAAUGAGUUUAAUAGUUUGCAAAUAUAUCAUUACACCAGAGUGGCUUACAGAAAGCGAACAAUCGAAUGAAUUUUUAUCAUGUGAUAAAUUUAUUUUCCGAGAUGAGAAUUUUACAAACACUUAUAAAUGUAAUAUAGAAAAAGUAUUACAAACGCCAAGUCGAACUGAGCUAUUCAAAAAUAAGAUAUUUUAUCUUACAAAUUCGGUUGUGCCAUCUCGGGCUACCUUGAAGGAACUUAUUGAAGCUUCUGGAGGUACUGUCGAAAAAAUUAAAAGGUCUUGUUUGCAAGUGCAAGACUUACAAAGUGUAAAUCCGAAUGGCUACGUUGUUGUAACCACAUUAGAUGAUUUACAUUUAGUUAUGGACUUAGUUCGCUCUACAAAAAUAACAAAAUGUGUUUGUAAUAGUGAGUUUGUUAUGACUUCCAUAAUGACUCAGGAAAUCAAUUUUGAACCUUUUACUGUCACUAUAGAUUAAAUGUACUGAAAAAAGAUAAAUAAUUGUAUAUAUAGAAUAAACUUGAAGCUUCUGCCGUUAGAAUAGAUUUUCAGUGACAUAUUAACAACUUUAUUAAAUAUUCUUACAUGAGAAAAAAUAUGUAGAUGCUUUUUCAAUUGAAGUACUUUUUGCAAAUAUUAAAUAUAAGAACUAUUCUAACUAAUAAGGCUAUGCAGGGUGUUCCACAACUCUUUGUCAAGCCGAAAUG
Messenger RNA from Ctenocephalides felis (cat flea), 4873 nucleotides. It is a transcript of the gene Ptip, whose product is annotated as PAX-interacting protein 1. Gene Ontology annotation, cellular component: MLL3/4 complex. The coding region runs from base 91 to 4644 and encodes 1517 amino acids. NCBI's taxonomy places the organism in Eukaryota, Metazoa, Arthropoda, Insecta, Siphonaptera, Pulicidae. The transcript has 11 exons. The record is from RefSeq and is a predicted model, not a curated record.